AUGUCCGACGUGAGUGUCCUGGACGCCCCGGCCGUCAUCUUCGACAAUGGGUCUGGCCUGUGCAAGGCAGGCCUGUCGGGGGAGAUCGGACCCCGCCACGUGGUCAACUCGGUCGUGGGCCAACACUGGUUCAAGGCACCGUCGGCCACCGCCAACCAGAAGCUGUACUUCGUGGGCCAAGAGGCCCUGCAGAGGGCUGGCAGCGUGCAGCUCUGCUGGCCCGUGGAGCGCGGCCGCGUGACGUGCUGGGAUGCGGCUGAGAAGCUAUGGAAGCACGUGUUCGAGUGGGAGCUGGGCGUGAAGGCGAGCGAGCACCCCGUGCUCAUGACCGAGUCGGCGCUGAACCCCUGGGAGGCUCGGGAGAAGAUGACGGAGCUGCUGUUCGAGGGCUUCGGAGUGCCCGCCUUCUACCUGUCCGACCAGGCCGUGCUGGCGCUGUACGCGUCCGCCUGUGUCACGGGGCUGGUGGUGGACAGCGGCGACGGUGUCACCUGCUCUGUGCCCAUCUUUGAGGGUUAUUCUCUGCCCCACGCCGUCACCAAGCUGGACCUGGCCGGGAAGGACAUCUCCGAGCACCUGGGCCGGCUGCUGAAGGCGGGCAGCCAUGCCGUGCAGAGUACGCUGGACGCGGCCCUGCUGGACGACAUCAAGGAGAAGCUGUGCUAUGUGGCCCUGCAGCCUGACCAGGAGCUGGCCCGGCGGCCGGAGGAGGUGACCCGAGAGUACACGCUCCCCGACGGCCAGACCAUCACUCUGGGCGACCAGUUGUUCCAGGCGCCCGAGGCCCUGUUCACGCCCGAGCUGCUGGGGCUGCAGAGCCCUGGACUCGCCCACAUGGUGGCAGGCAGCAUCGGCAAGUGUGACGCCGACAUCCGCAAGACGCUCUUUGCGGAGAUCGUGCUGUCGGGGGGCUCCACCCUCUUCCAGGGCCUGGAUGACCGACUGCUGCGCGAGCUGGAGCACCUAGCGUCCAGGGGGACCCCCAUCAAGAUCACGGCACCGCCUGACCGUUGGUUCUCCACCUGGAUCGGGGCUUCCAUUGUCACCUCCUUGAGCAGCUUCAAGCAGAUGUGGGUGACGGCUGCCGACUUCCGAGAGGGGGGCGCAGGGGUGGUGCAGAGGCGCUGCUUCUGA
This is a messenger RNA of Suncus etruscus (white-toothed pygmy shrew), 1134 nucleotides long. It is a transcript of the gene ACTRT2, whose product is annotated as actin related protein T2. NCBI's taxonomy places the organism in Eukaryota, Metazoa, Chordata, Mammalia, Eulipotyphla, Soricidae. Bases 1 to 1134 code for a protein of 377 amino acids. The transcript has a single exon. The record is from RefSeq and is a predicted model, not a curated record.